Messenger RNA from Hevea brasiliensis (rubber tree), 3892 nucleotides. RefSeq names its product disease resistance-like protein DSC1. NCBI's taxonomy places the organism in Eukaryota, Viridiplantae, Streptophyta, Magnoliopsida, Malpighiales, Euphorbiaceae. The record is from RefSeq and is a predicted model, not a curated record. Gene Ontology annotation, biological process: signal transduction; defense response. The coding region runs from base 674 to 3583 and encodes 969 amino acids. The transcript has 8 exons. Gene Ontology annotation, molecular function: protein binding; ADP binding.
CAUUUCCAGCACAUGGGCUGGAUUUUUCUAGUCUCCAGCAGAGAUAAGAAAAACGGGAAAGGAGAUGAAGGGAAAGGAGAGAAAAGAAGAAGAAAGAAAAGAAAGAGAGAAGGAAAGAAUAAGAGGAAAAGAAAGGGAAAAAGGGAAGUUCUGAACUUCACUUGCAUGGAGAAUCAACCAAAUUUUGGGUAAAAAAUGAGAGGUUAUGGUGAGAGAUUGUAAGUUUUAGAGAGAGAAAUAAAUAGUUUUGGUUAGAGAGAGAAAGUAGAUUUGAAGCAAAAAUUUUAAUUUUAGCAUUUUUCUUAGAUCAUGUAGAUGUUUAUGAACAUUCUUAAUUCCUGGAUCAUUCUCAAAUAAGUAGAACUUGGGUGUGACAACAGCCUUCUACCAUGGCUUCUACUUCUUCUACUCCUCCCGAUCAGUGGAAACAUGGGAUGCUUUCAUUAGUUUUAGAGGCAAAGAUAUCCGUCAGGGUUUUCUCUCCCAUCUCGUUAAAGCUUUGUCGGGAAAACAAAUCAAUGCCUUCUUGGAUGAAAACCUUGAAAAAGGAGAAGAGAUCUCAAGUUCUCUACUGGAAACAAUUGAAGAUUCAUACGUUUCAGUAGUGGUUUUCUCUGAAAAUUAUGCAGAUUCCCCAUGGUGCUUGGAUGAGCUUGUGAAGAUAUUUCAAUGCAUGAAAACAUCUGGACAAAUAGUCCUUCCAGUAUUUUAUCGUGUAGAUCCAACUGAUGUUCAAGAGCUAAGAGGGAAUUUUGGAGAGGCAUUUAGUAAGCAUAAAAAAGAAGUAAAAAUUUUGGAAGGAUGGCGCCAUGCCUUGAUAGAAAUAAGCAACUUAGCAGGAUGGGACUCACGCAACAUCAGGUUCGAGUCUGAACUAGUUGAGAAAAUAGUAAAUGUUGUUUUGGAGAAAUUAAAUCACAUCUUUAAAUGUGAUUAUAAGAAUGAUGAUUUAGUUGGAAUUGAAUGGCGUGUGAGGAAAAUGGAAUCAUUAUUAUUUUCUGAACCAAUCAAUGAUAGACGAGUUGUAGGAGUUUGGGGGAUGGGAGGUAUUGGAAAGACAACUCUUGCUGAAGAAGUAUUUCAUCGAAUCAAGGAAAAAUUUGAUGGUCACUACUUUGUUGCCAAUGUUAGGGAAGAAAUAAUGAAGCAAACACCAAAUGCUUUACGGGACAAAAUCUUUUGUCAAUUGUUAGGAGAGAAAGAUGGAUAUAUAGACACUCCUCGUUUAACUAUUAGAAGACUUCAAAGUAAAAAAGUAAUCCUUGUCUUUGAUGAUGUGGUUAAUCCAAACGAUUUAAAGCUUUUAGUUGGAGUAUGUGAUUUGUGCAGUAAGGGAAGUAGAAUAAUUAUAACCAGUAGAGAUAGGCAAACACUUAAAAAUGUUUGUCUUGAGGAGCAUAUAUACGAGGUUAAAGAAUUAAUUGAUCGUGAAGCUCUCCGUCUCUUCAGCUUAUAUGCCUUCAAACAAGAUCAUCCCAAAGAAGGAUAUGAGAAGCUAUCGGAGAUGGCAAUAAGAUAUGCUCAAGGUCGUGUUGAGAGAAUAAGAUAUGUUUUCCUUGAUAUUGCCUUUUUCUUUAAGGGGAAGCCUAAAGGUCGUGUUGAGAGAAUAUUAAAUGCUUGUGGUUUCUUUGCAACAGGUUCACUAAGUCGUCUAAUUGAUAAAUCUCUCAUAACUAUUUCAUCUUCCAAUGGUAUUGGUAUGCAUGACUUGUUGCAACAAAUGGGCUUCGAAAUUGUUUAUAAGGAAUCCGAACAACCUGAAAAACGCAGCAGGUUAUUGAAUUACGAGCAUAUCUGUUGUGUAUUGACAAAAGAAACGGGAACUGAAAAUGUUGAAGGCAUAUCACUUAACAUGUCUGAGGUGAAUGAUAAUUUGGUGCUAAAAUCCACAGCCUUCCAGAAGAUGUACAAUCUUAGAAUCCUCAAAUUCUUCAAUGAUUCUAAUUCUAGUCGAGGACAAUUGCAGCUUCCUAGCGGCCUUGAAUUUCUACCAGAAGGGCUAAGAUAUCUUCACUGGGAUAGAUACCCUUUGAAUUAUUUGCCAUUGAAGUGUUGCACAAAAUAUCUUGUGGAACUCCGCAUGCCCUUGAGCAACCUCUCAGAUCUUUGGAAUGGAGAUGAGGCUCUUGGAAAUUUGAAACUUUUAGACCUCACCAACUCUUUGAAGCUGACCAGAGUUCCAGAAUUGUCUAGAUUCCCAAAUCUUGAGGUUUUACGUUUGGGCGGAUGCAUAAGCUUGAUUGAGAUUCCUAGCAGCAUUGGCGAGUUAAAAUGUCUAAAAGACAUUAAUCUAAACAGAUGCUCAAAACUGCAUAGUAUUCCCCAAAGCAUCAGCAAUCUGAAAUCUCUUACAGUCCUUAAUAUGUCACAGUGUUUGAAUGUCACUGAAUUGCCAGAGAACAUAGGGGAUUUAGAAUUUCUAGAGACCCUUUAUAUAUUUCACAGUGGAAUAAAAGCAUUACCAUCCUCCAUCAAUCAAUUGGAAAAUUUGGUUUCCUUAAGUUGUAUAGGCUGUAAAGGUUUGACAUUGCCUCCUUUGACAGGUUUGUCCCGCUUACAGCGUAUGACAUUAGAUGAUUGUGGUAUAAUAGAAAUUCCCCAGAGUCUUGGGCUUUUAGUCUCAUUGACAUCCUUAAGUUUAACUGAAAACAAUUUUGAGAGCAUACCUGCAAGCAUUAAACAACUAUCUGAGUUGAUACAGCUUUACUUAUUUGGUUGCAAGAGACUCAAAUGUUUACCAGAGCUUCCAUCAGGCUUAAGAAAAUUGUCUUUAGGGAAUUGCACAUCUCUCAAAUGUUUACCAGAGCUUCCAUCAUGCUUAAUAGAUUUGUCUCUAGGGAAUUGCACAUCUCUGGAAUCUGCAUCAACUUCUUUCCUUGUCCCAGAACACAAAGACGAAGAUCGAAUUGAAAAUUUUCUUCGAAUUGAAAAAUUUCUUGACUUUAGUAAUUGCUUCAGUUUGGAUAAGGAGAAAGUGAUGAAGGAUGUAUUGAAAACGCAUCUGUUGAAACACAAGAUUGUUCGAUUGUGUAUUCCCGGGGAUGAAGUGCCUCAAAGGAUGAGAUAUAAGAACCAGAGUGGAUCUUCUCUUUCAUUCACACUAGAUCAGCCUAACUUGAUUGGUGUUUCUUUAUGCCUUGUUUUUGAUCCCAAAAAUUAUUAUGGUCAUUAUGUUAGGUUUAAUUGCGAAGCCCAAUUCAUUGAUAAAUCUGGACACAACAGUAAAAAUUCCAAGUUCAGUUUCCAGCGUCAUUGGAUAACUGAUCCGUUGGAAUCAGAACAUGUGUACCUUUGGAAUGACUUGUUCUACAUUUCCGACCGGUUCGCUAAGGCCAAAUUUGAGUUCUUCAUUGAAGAGGCCUCGUUUCAGUACUACAUUGAACAUUUUUCACUCAAGCCACAACAUAAUUCCGGGGCUAUAAUUAAGUGUGGGGUACUUCCUAUAUUUCGAGAUGAUUUUCUCUGCAGAGAUAAAAAGAGAAGCAGAAAUCAAGAAGAUGAGGAAGAAGAACCUUCUCCCCUAAAAUUGAAACGAGACCAAACACCUUACAACAGCACUACCGCCACAGCAGAGUCUCAUUAAGUGUUUAAAGAUUUCGUGUUUGGAGGCUUUCGUGUGCGACUUUUCUGCAGAAUUUGAUGCAGCUCUCAGCUUUCUAAACCUUUGGCUUUUGUUCUGCUGGCAAUUGUUUGCUGUCUUUUGUGAUGCAACUUUGGUGCUGUAUUAUUGGCGUGUUUUGUACCUUUCUUUCUAUGCUUUUUCACUUGGAAUACCAUUGUUGGGUGUAAUAGGGAAGCCUAUCGGAUUGGUUUAAUCGGCAAAGUCCAUACUAAGUAUUUUCUAGAUGUCAUUUAUCAAUAAAAUUUUGCUGAUAAAAGCAAUUGUGCUGAA